UUUGAUCACACUCCACUGUAUUUUCCAAAGUAGGCUCGUUGUUUCAUCGUUUUCUUUCGUGCUGCAAUGGCGUUUUCUUGUGCUGCAAUGGCGUUUGCUUGUGCUGCCUUGCUACUCCUAUCUCUUGAAUUCAGCACUCUGGCAUUCGGCAUCGAUCCAACUUCCGGUUUUGUCGAGCAGCCAGUUUCCUACGUGAUCCAGAAGCCGUAUGAUCUCAAAGUCUCUGAUCGCUACAGCGUCAGCAAUGGCGUCCACAAACUGUGGGUCUACACUUCGGACAAGACCCACAGCCCUGAUAGUCACACGAUGCCAAGAACCGAGCUCCGGUUUCUAAGACCAGAGUACUUGGAAGGGAUCUGGCAAUUCGAGGGGGACUUUUACGUUCCCUCGGGCACAAAGGGUGCCUGUGUGAUGCAAGUGUUUGGGGGAAAGAGCGCUGCCACUGCGCUCCAAGUUCGGCUCGACGGGCAUGGAGAUUUAGUUCGAAGUGGAGCCGACUUGCCACACUCGACCUUGGCGACGGAUGUCUAUAACAGAUGGAUCCAUCUCAAUGUUAUCCACGACGCGGACAAUAUGAUGCUUCGCAUCUAUCUGGAUGGAAAGCUCAAGCACUGGGAAGUGAACGAGAGCCGCAAGACGCACUACUUCAAGUGUGGAGUGUAUGCACAGUCCAACGCUAGUGAGUACAUGGAAUCCAGGUGGAAGAAUAUCAAGAUCUGGAAGCUCAAGUACUGAUGAGCUUUGUUCUAAGUGAUAAGGACAAAAGAAACUUUCUCUGAUUGUAAAGUUGCCAAUAAAAACAUGAUCUGUUCUUAGUAAA
Messenger RNA from Selaginella moellendorffii, 820 nucleotides. Its product is annotated as citrate-binding protein. Lineage: Eukaryota; Viridiplantae; Streptophyta; Lycopodiopsida; Selaginellales; Selaginellaceae. The transcript has 2 exons. The record is from RefSeq and is a predicted model, not a curated record. The coding region runs from base 67 to 735 and encodes 222 amino acids.